Molecule: messenger RNA, 3017 nt
Organism: Mandrillus leucophaeus (drill)
Lineage: Eukaryota; Metazoa; Chordata; Mammalia; Primates; Cercopithecidae
Gene: TSPAN5
Product: tetraspanin 5
Exons: 8
Coding region: 287-880 (197 amino acids)
Biological process (GO): protein maturation; protein localization to plasma membrane; regulation of vascular endothelial growth factor signaling pathway
Cellular component (GO): membrane
Source: RefSeq, a predicted model, not a curated record
GUUGCCGCGGCUGGUCUGUGCCAUGCUCAGCGUGUAUCUUCUUGCACCAUCUCGGGCUUUGUGUAGGAUGCAGAUGCUGUGGUAUAUGGUUCUGUAAUGUGCACGUAAAUAACGUUUCCUGCACGCUCUCCUCUUUAGCUGGAAAGCGCUCCUUUUUUUGGGAAUAACGUUUCUUGGAAUUGGACUGUGGGCAUGGAAUGAAAAAGGAGUUCUGUCCAACAUCUCUUCCAUCACCGAUCUCGGCGGCUUUGACCCAGUUUGGCUCUUCCUUGUGGUGGGAGGAGUGAUGUUCAUUUUGGGAUUUGCAGGGUGCAUUGGAGCGCUACGGGAAAACACUUUCCUUCUCAAGUUUUUUUCUGUGUUCCUGGGAAUUAUUUUCUUCCUGGAGCUCACUGCCGGAGUACUAGCAUUUGUUUUCAAAGACUGGAUCAAAGACCAGCUGUAUUUCUUUAUAAACAACAACAUCAGAGCAUAUCGGGAUGACAUUGAUUUGCAAAACCUCAUAGACUUCACCCAGGAAUAUUGGCAGUGCUGUGGGGCUUUUGGAGCUGAUGAUUGGAACCUAAAUAUUUACUUCAAUUGCACAGAUUCCAAUGCAAGUCGAGAGCGAUGUGGCGUUCCAUUCUCCUGCUGCACUAAAGAUCCCGCAGAAGAUGUCAUCAACACUCAGUGUGGCUAUGAUGCCAGGCAAAAACCAGAAGUUGACCAGCAGAUUGUAAUCUACACGAAAGGCUGUGUGCCCCAGUUUGAGAAGUGGUUGCAGGACAAUUUAACCAUCGUUGCUGGUAUUUUCAUAGGCAUUGCGUUGCUGCAGAUUUUUGGGAUAUGCCUGGCCCAGAAUUUGGUUAGCGAUAUCGAAGCUGUCAGGGCGAGCUGGUAGAGCCCCUGCAGCCGCUGCUGCAAGACACUGGACAGACCCAGCUUUUGGGACCCUCCCACGUGCCGAACUCAUCUUCAAGCUGCACGGACCUCAUCACAGAUGCAGCCCGCAGUCUCGCCUAAUGGAGCUGCCAUUUGUGGGGUAAAACUGGGAAAUGCUGCUCACUGACAGAAUUAAAAAACAAAAAUAACCAGUAUGAAAGUCGUUGCGCCGUGAAUCUCUACUGUAGCCAUGAAUUUAUGGACAGUUGGAUGCUUACCAAAAAAGAAAAAAAGGGAGGGUGGGGGACCCAGAUGUACUUGAAUGUGCGGAAAAUGCAGUCUUGUCCUCAUCUUCCAUAACUGGAGGGCUGGGAAGGCAGCUUUGCUCUUCGCCACACCUUGGACGGACCACCUUCUGUUCCAUGGUCUGAAGGAGUGCAUCUCCUCAAAGACUCAGCCCCUCACCUGGGAGGGCAGUGGUUUGUCGGCAUCCCUCCAUGUACGUUUUAGGAAACACGUGCCACUCUGAUCUGAAGAAGAAAACAACUCGUCUUGGGUUCAGAUUUUGUGAUGGUAUUCAAGUCACUCGGGCGAGCGCACUUGGUCUAUCCUGGAAAGUCUCCUUAUAACAGAAGUUGUGUAUUUCAUGUGCACCGAGCAAGGGCAUCGGAAGACUUCAUGAGGCUGUAUUCUAGCAGGACUGCUCUUUUUUCUAAGUAGGCCGGAGCUUUAUCAGUGAAAUUCAAGGAGAAAAUGAGGUUAAUGAAGGAGGUAUCAGUUAAAUACCCCCUUCUUCUCACCCUGCCAAAAUUAGCAGUUGAAUUUUUGGAAACUCUGGAAUACUCUGGGUCAUUUUGUUUUGUAUGUUUGUUGUUUUUCGUCUUCCAAAGGUGAAAGCUAUGAUAUGGUUCCACUUAAAUUUUAGUGUUUUCUUACUCAGCUCAAGCAUUAAUUUUUGAUAAAAUCUUAACCUGCAUGACCUGUGAAUCUGAAUCUAUCAUCUCCCUUUCCUGCCGGCUUUUCUACAAACAUUGAAAUAUGUUAUUUGGUCAACACUUAUUUCCUAGGUUCACAGCCUUGGGAGGUUGUGGCAUGUCCUCCCAGCCUGGCUGGGAAGAGACCAGCUGUACCAUCCAAAUGCUUCCCUGGUCUCAGUGAUCUCUUCCAGAGUCAAUCUGAGUGGCCUCUUCUGCACCCUCCCCUUCUUUCUCUUUGAAUGGAAUUAAACCCGAUUUUGAAACAACAUUGACCCAGUCAAAAGCUCCUAAUGAUUUCUUUUUCUUCCUCUUUAGUUUGCUUUUAUUAAAAAAAGAAAAUAGUGCAUGGCCAUAGCUCCUUCAGUUCUCUUAUUGCAGACUAACCAUCAGGAUGGUAUCAAAGCACAAAUACUUUGGAGGGGAAUGCGUUGAACUGGGGCAAGUACUGUGUAACACAAAGUGGAAAACCACUUCCUGGUGCUGCCGCUCCUGCCCCCACUUUAGGUGGGAGGAACGAGUUUUGCCCUCUAGAUUUUAACCCAGCUGGUGUCCACCGGAUGUUGCCCUCCUGGGGAGCAGAUAUCAGUCUGUGGAACGCUGGGAAAACCACAGGCACAUUUUUCGGUGCGGACAGAAUUGCCAGCACAUAACUGGGCAGCCAGCUAGCAUACUUUGUGGAAAUUAAGCGAGGUUUUCCAUUUCAGCCCCAUGGUGCGUGGUGGUGGCUGAUGAAUAUGUCAGUCUGCUCAGAGAAAGGACAGAAAGGAAAUUCUUUUCAAAACUGUGUUCACAGUUUGGGUGUGUGUAUGGCUCUGCAUGUGUGUGUUUUUGUCUCUGUAUAGGUAGAGGUGUUCACGUCUUACUCCGACCGUAAGGUUGUCUGACUUCAUCUCUGCCCCCACCACAGUUGCCAUUUUGUAAUGUCCUUCCAACAUGGAGAAGACACGAGCUCUCCAGUUGGCAUCGUUUGUCUUUUUUGUUGAUUGCCUCAUUCUCCAUUGAACUCCAUCUGGCCAGUUGAUUCAGAAUCAGGCAAGAUCCCUGCCCUUUGGCACAUUCACUGAAAGGCCAAACAGCAAGUCCGAGUGAGUUUUAAAUAUUAAUUAAUCACCCUUUAUUUUUUACACUUUGAGAGUGAUUGUAAUAAAGGCUGUCAUUAAUAAACCUGGUUCUACCUUA